AUGGGUGCGCGGCUGAUAGACGUGUACAGCGCUGUGGGGGACUUGGGGCAGCUGCAGGCGUUCCUAAAGGCCAAUCCUCUCAGCCAAUCAGCUGAAGCCGCCACGUCAGCGUGCCUGCACUUCCAGCAGGACCUGACAUCAGCUCUCUCCCUGGCUUCCUUCGACCCGCUCCUCCUCACCCCCAACGACCCCACUGCUGGAGGCACGGAGCUGCUUCUGGAUGGGCUAGAAUCUGCCAAGUCAGCGCUGGGGCGGCCUCUGUUGUCUCUAUCCGCAGAGGGCUAUCCCACAAACCCAGCAGCAGCCAUCCCACUGGCGCUAUCAGCACUGGAGUGCACUCUCCUGCACGACACACUGGAACAGCAUAGCACACGGGAGCAGUGCAAGUCUCUGCAACAGGGCAGGGAUGGGAAUCACCAGACCCAUUUACACAACCUGUUCGGUUCUGGUGGGUUGGGAGGAGAAUCUUCUUCUCUUGCCAGCUGUCGCGAUUCCAUAGGCUCCCUGCUGUGGGAGCUGCCCUCUUGGCUGGGGGUUCUUCGAGCCUGCCAUGUUGCCCAGCCACGGCAUGCCGAGGCUGCCUCGGUGCUUCGGCUGCAUCUGGCUCGGCAGGCCAGACUCGGUGGGAACCUGCGGCUGGCGAGCCGGCUGCUGUCCGGUUCGGUGACAGCUUCGGCAGAGCAGCAGCAGGUUCGGCGAGAAGAGGUGAAAGGGGAGCUGGGGAUGUGGAGAGCGAUAGAGGUGUGUGAGGUGGCGCAUGCUGAUGAGCGGUGCCUGGAUGCUGUGAAAGGCAUGUGGUCCGUGUGUGGUCCAGUUAUGGUUGACAUGGCAUCUGCUGCAGCAGCACAUAUAGGAGCAGAUGCAUCAGCAUCUCCUGCAGUGCAUGUUUUGAGACGUCUCAAAACAUCUCCUGCAGUGCAUCUUUCUCCUCACUGCAAUCCUCUUGCCGCCCACGCGUGUCUCAAGCUCGCCAGCUGGCUGCUUCCCAUUGGCUCCUUCAGCCAUGGGUUUGGGAGCACUUCAGGAGGACAGCUGGCAGCCUUGGAUUGGCUCUUGGCCAGCACGGCGAAUGGGUCUUCUUUGGUUCUCCCCCCUCCGUUAGUGUCACAUGGGGUACUGUCACAGCAGCAUGCUGCAUCCAUGGCCGCAGGAUCCUCUUUCAAAGUUUCAAUCCGAGCCGUCCAUUCCAUUCAACCCAAUCUGAUUCAGGAAUCAGAUUCAACCGCCCUGUUCAACCCUACUAGACAAACGUAUCCCACAGGGCAAUCCAAUCCUGAAAAACUGGGUGUUUUGUCUGUAGCAGGGGCGGCGGUGUGGGCGGCAGUGGGAGCAUGCGGCGAGAUGCCGCAAGCGUGGCUGGCAUACGCCCAGUGGCUGGACUGCAUGGCUGACACACGCAUGCCCCGCCAUGCUGGCACGCUUGGUGCUGACGUGGCGCAAGGCGACGGCACAGGAGGGGAAGGAGAGGGGAGAAGGGAGAAUGAGGAGGAGGAGCAGGAGGUGGAGGUGGAUGUGGUAGCAGCGCUGCCUGCUUCCUUGGAUGAUGAUUACAGUACCGAUGCUGCUGGUGCUCCUGCUGGUACAACCGGCAUGGGUGCAUUGAGCUCUGAGCAGGGUGCCAUCUCUCCACCAUCGUUUCAGUUACCGGACACUCUGUCGCUCUCUCCUGCGCUCUCUCCUCUUGGGGCCGGUUUCGGUGCAACUACUGCAGCACCUGCUGUUGCUGAAACAGCUGCGGCUGCCAGUGGAGAGGUGCAUGCUACAACCCCUCCAUCCCCACCAGGCCAUCCAACCCUGCCCUCCCACACUCCUCCCCAGCCUCCCUCCGACUCCCCCUCUCGUUUCAAAUCCAUGGGACUGAAAGCAUUUCAUGCGGGCGGCAAGGGAGGGGUUGUGGGUGAAGUAGAGGCGGGUGGGUUGGACAGUGGGCUGGAGGUGCGGUGCGUGGGAGGUGUGUCAGGGGCGAGUGAUCAAGUGGAGGAGUGCUUGCAGCAGGAGCUGACUGCGGUGCUGACAGCCGUGUUGGGAGGAGGAGAGCAGAUGAGUCAUUUUGUCGGCGAGGUGGACAGUGGGGACGGUGCUGGUGGCAGUGCUGCUGUGGCUGAUGUGUCAGCAGCAGCAGCACCAGCAGCAGCAGCAGCAGCAGCAGUGGCAGCAGCAGUGUAUCAGCUGCUCGGCACCUGGCGCGCCGCCCGUUUCCGGGCGCUGUCAACGCGACACCUGGCAGCCCGCGCGUACAUGCGGUUCCUGCAGCUGGUUGGAUCAUGCGUUGGGGACGGAGGGAGAUGUGGGGGGAGGGUUGGUGGUGGAGGAGGGGAUGUUGGGAGGUGUGGGGAGGAGACUGGCAGAAGGAAGAGCAGGACGAGGAGCAAGGGGAGUGCUAGUGGCGCAAGGGAGCUGGGCAAGGGAGAUUCCAGGAUGUGCGAUAGGGAGGGAUUCUCUGAGGGGUGCUCGGGGAGUGUACCGGGGCUGGAGCGGCAGGAGCGGGGUCAGAAGGGGUGGGAGGCUGUUGGGAUGGGUGGGGCGAAGCAGAGUGGGUGGGAGGGGAGGAUGGAAGAGGGCACUGGUUCGUGUGGGGCUGUUGUGGCUGGGGGGAGUGCGGUGCUGACAUGUGUCGCGAUGCGAGUGGUGGAUAUUCUCAUGCAGCACGGCUCGCACAUGCCGCCUGUGGUUGCCGCCCCUGUGGAUGUCGGGUGCCCACACGCCUGGCAGCCAGUUCUCCCCCAACUCCUCGCGGCGAUAUCGGCGCAGCGCAGCGCGUCAGUGAGGCUACAGCUGACACGUGUCCUGCUCUCAUUGGCCAGCGCCGCCCCGUCCCUGGUGGUGUACCCGCUGUGUGCGGCUGAGAAGCACCGCCUGCAGCACCUCAGCCUCGCGCUCGCCUCCCUGCCUGCUGGCCUUCCUCCUGCCGCCGCCCCUCCUACUCCUGCCGCCCCUCCUCCUACUCCUGCCGCCCCUCAUCCUACUCCAGCCGCCCCUCUUCCUACUCCUCCUGCCGCCGCUCUUCCUACUCCUCCUGCCGCCUCUCGCGCCACCCCUUCUGCUCCUCCACCUCCCUUGGCCGGUUUGGCCGGUUCUGCACGUGCUGCUGCUGCCCCAUCGUCCGUCGAUGCUGCUCAUUCAUCAGACCCUGUUGAUGACGUGGCAGCUGACCUGGCAUGGCACGUGGCGCUGUCUCAAGCCACACCGGGAUGGCAUCAGCUGCGAGCCGCUCUCUCCUUCCUGGUACUCGUUUGGAGACCUGCUCCCUUCCACCCUUCCUCCUGCCCUUCCUCCUACCCUUCCUCCUGCCCUUCCUCCGACCCUUCCUCAUGCCCCUUCCGUCCCGUGUCUCUCUAUCUCCAAAACCCCAUUCCCAAUAUUGAUAAAUCUCAAUGUUUUCCCAUUCCCAACCGUUCCACCUAA
Molecule: messenger RNA, 3405 nt
Organism: Closterium sp. Yama58-4
Lineage: Eukaryota; Viridiplantae; Streptophyta; Zygnematophyceae; Desmidiales; Closteriaceae
Source: the annotation of a GenBank genome assembly